AUGGAGACGCUGGAGCAGCUGGUGGAGUGAGGAGCUGCUGAGCUUCACACACACACACACACACACACACACACACACACACCUCUGUGUGUGUUUCUGACUGACAAAGCACAGGAUCAUCAUCAUCAUGAUCUUCAUCUUUACACUGUGACACUUUACUAAAACACACACACACACACACACACACACACACGAGUGUCUGAAUGAUUCCUCAAGGGGCCUUAGAUCAGCUGCUGUUGUGUCCGUCUCUCCUUUUUAUGAUCGUUUUAUAGCGUAAUGUUUGGGUUAUAUUCUCUAAGCUGACAUCAGUGAUUGAUCCGGCUUCAUCUGUGCUGCCUUCUCAUGUAAUAAAGACCGAUCUGAACACA
Molecule: messenger RNA, 368 nt
Organism: Danio rerio (zebrafish)
Lineage: Eukaryota; Metazoa; Chordata; Actinopteri; Cypriniformes; Danionidae
Gene: sppl2a
Product: signal peptide peptidase like 2A
Cellular component (GO): endomembrane system; membrane
Molecular function (GO): aspartic endopeptidase activity, intramembrane cleaving
Source: RefSeq, marked provisional